This is a messenger RNA of Babesia ovata, 4344 nucleotides long. RefSeq lists its product as uncharacterized. The record is from RefSeq and is a predicted model, not a curated record. NCBI's taxonomy places the organism in Eukaryota, Apicomplexa, Aconoidasida, Piroplasmida, Babesiidae. The coding region runs from base 1 to 4344 and encodes 1447 amino acids. The transcript has a single exon.
AUGACAACAGCAAUUAAAGCUCUUAAGGACAAUAAACACUCUGGCAAAGAUGGUUUUAAUGCUGCGAUUAGCAAGGUGGUCCAGGGGGUGAGGGAGUAUAAUGAGGGUGUUGUAAACUCUAAUAAUGCUGUGAAGGAGCCCAUUGAAACAUUGAUGCAGAAGAUGAAGAUUCUCAAUGAACAGGUAAGUAACUUAAAUACAAUUAAUGUUGCUGCAGGUGGAAUUGACGCGGCCGUUAAGGCCGUGAACCAGCAGGUGGAGGAGUGUAUACAGAAAAAUACAGGCUAUGCCUAUGACUUUAUCAAAAACGUUUCACAUGCCAAGAAACACGUAGAUGAUUUAUCAGAUCACUUAAAACAAAAAGUUAAUAAUGUGAAAGAUAUUCUUGUCGAUGAGCGUAAGAGACUCUAUGAAAUUCAUAAGACGCAGAAAGAUGACUUGACGGCAGUGACUGAUAAGGUCUCUAGUACUUUAGAUAAUGCUAGAAAGCAAAUUAAUAAGCGUAUCCGUGAUGAUAUUACUGCGCUCAUCGGACAGUUGCAGAAAUUGGUUCAGAGCAUUAGAAGCAAGUUGGAAGAAAUUAAUAACCUGUUGAAGCAGUAUGAAUCCCAGUUGCAGGAAUGGAUCAAUGAAGCGGACAAAAUCGUUAAAAAAGCCUCUGAGGACACACAAUCAAUUGUGGAUAAAAAGCCCGGAGAAGAUGAGAAGAAGAGGCUUAAAGAGAUUGCGACGGCGAUAAAGCAGUGGGGAGAGGAUACGCUUUGGAAUUAUAUUGAUGGCGUGAAGAAGAGCCUCGGGAGUUUGGCGCAGGAAGCGACCAGGCGACUUAAAGAGCUGGACAACGCUUAUAAGAAUAAAUUGUGGGAGAUUAAAACGGCGGUGGAGGGAGUGCCGAAGGCGGUUCAGGCGCUUGGGGGGACGUUUGAUUCCAGCGUACGAGACGGCGAAACUAAAAAUGUUGUGGAUAUUAUGAACAAGAUUAAAGAUGGCGUUGAUAAGAUUAAGGGACAGGGAGGAACAGAUAAAGGGCUUGAAGCGUUUGUGGGUCACGUGACAAAAACGUAUGCCGCAAAUUUCAAAAAUAUGCAGUUUAGUGGAGUAGUGCAGCGGUGGAUAAAAGAAAUUUUGAAUGAUAAUGAAGCAGUUAAAGUGUGUCUUAAUGAAUAUUUCGACCUUAAUCAGGGUAAUUUGAAUAAGGAAUAUAAAACGGGCAAUGUUGUAAAUUAUGACAAUCUGAACAAAAAAAUCGCAAGUCAUAUUACGAAGCAGCUUAACACAGGUGUCAUUGACCAAGUCCACAUUCAGUUUGACAACGAGAGCGUUCACGAAAAUGUUAAAAGAGUCAUAACAGGCAUAGAACUAUUUGCCAAUAAGCUGAAUGAUAAAAUGGAACAUGAGACCAUAGAGCAAGUCGCUCAAAGUAUAUCAAAGGUUAUUAAAAAAAAUGGAAAUCAAGAUGACUACGUGUUCGAGACUCCCCCUACGCAUGACACGUAUGAACUUACACUCGCCGUUCAACGCAUCCUAAUUGCUCUCAUCUCCGCCGCCAAACAAUUUGCCGAAGAACUAAAGGCAUUCACGGGCUUAAAAAACGGGGAUAUCACAGCCGAAAACUCCGAGAUAAAGAAGGUAUAUGAUGCGUUGAAGGCGGCCAAAACACUUCGCGAAGAGAUUUACAAUGCGCUAGGCCUACAAGCCGGUGGCGGCGGCUCAGGUGGCGUGAAGCCUAAUCUCGCCCAAGCCGUCGACACCGCGAUCAAGUCCGUAGAGACGCAGGUUGAACAUAUCACCGGCCCUGAAGACGCUGUAACUCUAGGAUCCAACUCCAUCAGCACCAAACGCAACGAAGCCUACAACCCCCUCAACACAGCCAUCCAGGGCGUUGAAUCUUAUUCCGGCGAUGCCCUAAGCGUCGAUAAAACUAAGGAAGAGUUAACAAAAUGGUCAAAGGCUAUUACGGGGAAUGCCGAGUACCUCAUGGAUAAAGUCUCACAUCGCGGCCAGCAGAUAAAAAAAGAAUUGGACAAGCUGAAAAACAAAAUCGGCAAAACCGACGGGGACGAAAAUGCCCAGUUAAAUACGCUGCAAAGAAUUCACGCGGAACUCGGCAAGCUCAUAAAAGGUGAAGUGGCGGACGCCAUAAAAAUGGCCACGGAGUUCGAAACUCAAGCCUCCGAAGCAAGCCGAAAAACCAUCGAGGCACUCGAACAACACGUCAGGGAUACACUUGACGCCGCCAAAUCCACCAUCACCACCGACGUCAAAUCCCGCUACGUCAAAUUCAUCAAGUCACUGCUCACAAGGUUCGCCGAGAAAGUCGAGAAGGAAAUCGGAACGCUCCCAAAAGACAUAACAAAAGAUGCCGACAAGGGCUUUAAAGGCUUCAUGGGAGUGCUCGAGCAGAAAUUGACGGACAGUCAAUUGCCUACAAAUUUGGAUGGCAACGCAAAAUUAGAGACACUGUCCAGCAGGGCAAAAACAUUCUUCACGGACCUCCCCAAAACUCUGAUGAAGAGGUCUAACAUCAUGCCUCCGGACAAACUCUCCUUACUUUCCAGAACACUUAACACUGUUUUCACUGACCUCACCAAAUACAACACUAAAUUCGUUAAUGACUUAUCCGCACUUAAUACGUUACUCACUGAAAUGCAUCCCCAAUCGUACGCCAACCAGAACAACCCGCUGCUGCAGUUCCUCAAAGGAGGCAUAACAGAUAUGCACGGGGAGCUAGAUAAGGCGUAUGUAUCAGUGUACGAUAGUGAGAUUAUCACAAUAUAUAACGACAUAACUAAGAGCAUAACCUCUGAUGGUACAAAGUGCGCGAAAAUUGUGCUCACCAUUGUGCCCACCGUAUAUCACACCUUAACACAGCUCAGAAGAGAGCUUCAUGAAUCAGACGGCAAAUGGAACUCUUAUAACAUAUAUGAUUCCAAAGAGUCCCACCAUAGCUUACAUAGACUAUUCUUUAAUGAUAAUGGUUACGAUACCGGCCUUGCCGGUAAAGUGGAGCACGGCGAACUGAAUCACAAGUCUGGGUUCACGGGUCAGAAUAUUCUUACCAAACUCGACGACACAACUCAUAAUUUGUUUGUGACUAAUAAACAGUCACUUAAAGCAUCUGCCAUCGCUCCUACAUCCGAUGACAUACCCUUCGAAUACACGGGCGAGAACGGUGUCAUCCCAAGCCUAUAUGAUUACCUUAAGAAAUACUUCAAUGUAUGCCAUUAUACGCAUAUUAAAUCACCCAGGAUACCGUGCUCCGUUUAUGAAAUGUUACUUUGGGUUUGCGGUUUACAGUUCAGUCCCGUAUUCAAACCACUUUUAGAUCACGUUAACGAAUUAUUCAUGGUGCCCAUUGAUGGAGACCCAUCGAAAAAAACCCUUAAGCCUAUCGAUGCCUCACCGUCCACCAUUAGCGCCAGCGACAUUUGUACAACUAUUGAAGAGAUAUGUUUUAAAUCCUACCCUGUCCUCACUACUAUUGCGGGCCACGGAGACGCCUAUACGACAUACGCCUGUGAGUUCUCUACUAACUCCCUCAAAUUCAAAUAUCCCACAAGAGGUGAGGAAUGCUUUCAACUCUUGCUCGAUAUCCUCCGUAAACUAUUCCCUCCACUUAGAUUUUUGUUUGGUCAAUGUAGUAACCCGGCGUCUGAGCAUGGUUGGUUGAAGUGCCAGUACGGCAGGGACAUUACUACAGUCAAUCAGCCCUGCAAAGCGCAUUCAACCGACAAGGCAAAUGGACAGUCAACGUCUAAACCUAUGUGCCAACCAAAUGGUCAUCCAAAUGACCAACCAACGUGCCAACCUAGAUCACCACUUAUGAGCUACCUAAAUGAUACCUUACCCGGUCACUUGCCGCACCAACUCAACUCGGUUGGCUGCAAGUCUGUAUGUAAAUCGUGCCCUGGUAGUACACCCGGAAUGCCUUGCUUGACACCUCUGGGAUUCAGGGAAUUUUCUGGCAGUAUUAAAACGGGUAAAGACAUAUGCGACAUACUUGGUGACUUGUUUGAAACUAACAAUAUAUCUGCCGUGUUCUGCCUAUCGCCUAAGCCACCGUCUACAUUGCCAGAGCAUUUUGGUUUUGCGUUGUAUUUAGUUAAGGGCUGGCUUCAUAGUUCCCAAUCUAAGAAAGCCACCAUGAACAAAUUCACCCUUCAAGCGUCAUUUGAGUCAUCUAUCACUAACACAUCCAUCAAGCUGUUCGAAAAUGCGGAUCGCUUUACAAAUGCCCUUGCCAACGCAUAUGGAUCUGACUCUGUAAGGCAUUCCGAAUGCCAACAUCCUCAUUUGAUGAAUCUCACAAUUACUGACUUCUGCAACAGCAACAUAAAAGGAUAG